CGCGAAGAUUCCACCAUCAGGGCAGGUGCAUCCGACUUGAGGUGUACAUUGCACUGGCGGCAAUUGUAAGCCCUCAAGAAAGGGAAAGCGUUUUCCCGCGAGAGCGCCGACACUGCCAACGCAGGAUAUAAAUCGACGACCUGGAAUCCUCACACAACGGCCCUCGUCAACCCGGCCCUCGUCAACCAAACUGGGCGACGCUUGAACCACUUACCUGAGCCGUUUAAACACUCGCAAUAUCCCGUUCACCUGCUCGAUAUCAGUCAAACCUAGAUAGAGAUCCAGGCCCCAUCGACCAUCAUGGCUCCGAGAAUCCUAUGGAUUGGCCUGGGGAACAUGGGCCGGGUAAGUGCAGGGUGACAAGCGUCAGAAGCAGCGUAUAUCUAACGCGUCUGGCAGGGGAUGUGCAAAAAUAUCGUGGAAAAGGGGGACUUUGAGCAGCCGCUCCUCCUCUACAACCGCACCAAGCAGCGCUCUCUCGAGUUCAGCGAGAAGUUCCCCUCAGGGAAGACCGAGGUCGUAGACUCGAUCGCUGCGGGCGUUGCCAGGGCCGACAUCAUAUUCACCAUACUCGCCAAGGACGACGUCGUAGAGGCUGUAGCAGACGAGAUCCUCAAAGCGGGCGACGUCAAAGGCAAGCUCAUUGUCGAGUGCUCCACCAUCCACCCAGAGACCACCACACGCCUUGCCAAGACCUUCCAUGACCGCGGCGCCGAGUUCGUUGCCGGCCCUGUCUUUGGCGCGCCCGCCAUGGCCGAGAUCGGACAGCUGGUCGGCGUGCUGGCAGGCCCGACGGAGUCGGUCCAGAGAGCCCGCCCCUACUUCAAGGGUGUCAUGUCCCGCAGCGACAUCGACAUGAGCGGCGAGUCGUAUGAGAGAGCGCUCCAGCUGAAGCUGGUAGGAAACACGUUCAUCCUGAACAUGGUGGAGCAGCUCUCGGAGGGCCUGGUGCUGGCGGAGAAGUGCGGGCUCGGGACCAAGUACCUGCACGACUUUGUCGAAAACAUCCUCCCCGGUCCGUAUGCGGCUUAUUCGACCCGCAUCCAGUCCGGGGCCUAUCACCGGAUGGCAUACCCCUUGUUCCCGGUUGACCUCGCCCGGAAAGACGCCAGGCAUGCACUUAGUUUGGCCGAGGCCUCCGGCACACGGCUGAGGAACGUCGAGGUGGCGGAUGCGCAUCUGGCCCAGGUGCAGGAGCACGACGGAGCGAAGGGCGACAUUGCUGGAAUCUACGGCGUUGUCAGGCAGGAGGCUGGGUUGAAGUACGAGAACAACUGAGCGGGGGCGCAAUAGGCGUGGCAGAAGUCCCUAGAGAAGAGAAGCAUGCUUAUUAAAAACAGGAUUAGCAAUGAGACAUGUCAUGACACCGAAGUACGCCGCAGACAGAGCUCACUGUCCUGCCGUGUAUUAGCAGUUCCUAAA
Thermothielavioides terrestris NRRL 8126 is the source of this 1422-nucleotide messenger RNA. RefSeq lists its product as uncharacterized. The record is from RefSeq and is a predicted model, not a curated record. Gene Ontology annotation, molecular function: NAD binding; oxidoreductase activity, acting on the CH-OH group of donors, NAD or NADP as acceptor; NADP binding. The transcript has a single exon. The coding region runs from base 403 to 1278 and encodes 291 amino acids. Lineage: Eukaryota; Fungi; Ascomycota; Sordariomycetes; Sordariales; Chaetomiaceae.